Molecule: messenger RNA, 2380 nt
Organism: Xenopus laevis (African clawed frog)
Lineage: Eukaryota; Metazoa; Chordata; Amphibia; Anura; Pipidae
Gene: ttc39c.L
Product: tetratricopeptide repeat domain 39C L homeolog
Exons: 14
Coding region: 243-1958 (571 amino acids)
Biological process (GO): cilium assembly; otolith morphogenesis
Source: RefSeq, a predicted model, not a curated record
AGGACGAGGAGCAACAACGACAAAGAGACAAGAGCUACAACCGGCACCGCCCCUUCCUGCCCCUCCCCCAGCCACACUAGUCACACUGGGGCUGCGCUCAACCUGUCAGGGUGUUACAUCCAGCCCGAGUGCUCCUGUCAACCGGCGGGAGGAUAACAAAGAGCGCACGGAGCUCCUCCUAUAGAGGGGGCUGUCACUGGCUCACACGCACCGGCACAACAAGCACAUCCAGCCCGUGCACCAUGGCCGAGCAGCAGCACCUCCGCACUCACGGACACGCACAACGACUGGACCCCAAAGAGGAUGCGGAACUGGCGCUGGUGGGGAUCAAUAUGCUCCUAAAUAAUGGCUUCAAAGAGUCCGACCAGCUGUUCCGGAAAUACAGGAGUAACAGUCCACUGAUGAGCUUUGGCGCUAGUUUUGUCAGCUUUUUGAAUGCUAUGAUGACGUUUGAAGAAGAAAAAAUGCAAUUGGCAUGCGAUGAUUUAAAAAUGACCGAAAAGCUGUGUGAAAGUGACGAAGGAGUCAUAGAAACCAUAAAGAAUAAAAUCAAGAAAAACGUUGACGUUAGAAAGUCUUCUCAGUCCAUGGUUGAUCGGCUGCAGAGGCAGAUAAUUGUUGCAGACUGCCAGGUUUACAUUGCGGUACUGUCGUUUGUUAAGCAGGAACUGUCAGCUUAUAUAAAAGGUGGGUGGAUUCUGCGCAAAGCCUGGAAAAUAUACAACAAGUGCUAUGUGGACAUUAAUGCCCUUCAGGAAAUGUAUCAGAAGAAGACAUCUCAGGAGUCUGAUGCGGCAAACGAUAAUCACAUUGAUGCCGAAGGUGUCACCGAGGAAUCUCUUAACAGGCUGAAAGGUGCUGUGAGCUUUGGCUACGGACUUUUUCACCUUUGCAUAUCCAUGGUGCCCCCAAACCUGCUCAAAAUCAUCAACUUGCUGGGUUUUCCAGGAGACCGUCUGCAGGGGCUAUCUUCACUGAUGUAUGCAAGUGAAAGUAAGGACAUGAAGGCCCCUUUAGCUACGUUGGCAUUGCUAUGGUAUCACACUGUAGUUCGCCCAUUCUUUGCACUGGAUGGCAGUGAUAAUCAAGGAGGACUGAAAGAGGCCAAAGAGAUUCUUAAUAGGAAGGAAUCAGCCUAUCCCAACUCUUCUCUAUUUAUGUUCUUUAAGGGAAGAAUACAGCGAUUAGAGUGUCAAAUAAACAGUGCCUUGACUUCUUUCCACACCGCCCUGGAACUCGCAACGGACCAGAGGGAGAUUCAGCAUGUUUGUCUGUAUGAAAUAGGUUGGUGCAGCAUGAUAGAAAUGAACUAUAAGGAUGCCUUUCAAUCCUUUGAGAGACUGAAGAAUGAAUCGCGGUGGUCCCAGUGCUAUUAUGCUUAUCUGACAGCAGUGUGUCAGGGGGCCACUGGAGAUUUGGAAGGAGCACACGAUGUAUUUAAAGACGUCCAGAAACUUUUCAAACGAAAGAACAACCAGAUUGAGCAAUUCUCUGUUAAAAAGAGUGAAAGAUUUAAAAAGCAAAGUCCAACCAAAGAGCUGUGUGUUCUGGCCGCUGUCGAGGUGCUGUAUCUGUGGAAGGCUAUUCCUAACUGUUCCCUGUCUAACCUCCAACGCAUGAGCCAAGCUUGUCAUGAAGUACUGGAUCCAUCUGUUGUUGGUUUGAGGAGUUUGCUCCUUGGUGCUAUACAUAAAUGUCUGGGGAACACUGAAGAUGCUGUUCAGUUUUUCCAGCGCGCUGUUAAAGACGAAAUAGGUCGCCAGCUGAACCUGUACGUUCAACCAUAUGCUUGCUAUGAACUGGGCUGCCUUUUGCUGGACAAUCCAGAGACUGUGGCGAAGGGGAAAACGUUACUUUUUCAGGCAAAGGAAGAAUACACAGGCUACGACUUUGAGAACAGAUUGCACGUGCGGAUACACGCAGCCUUAGCUUCCCUCAGAGAAGUCCUCCCUCAAUGACACAGUCACAGUCUAUUUUACACCCGUUUCUGCACUUUAAUGAGAAGCAGAGGAUCAAAAAGACUGGGCAAAGCGGGGGAAUCUACAUUGUCCCCCAAAAAAUGACCUGUGCCAGAACCAAGGCACAGAAUUGGCAUUCUGGAAUUCAUUUUUUUUAAGCUAGGUGAUAAGUGAGAGAAACAUGUAAUAUAUUCUAUUCCUCUGCUAGGUGAGCAGACAAGUAGUUUGGCUGUUCUGGGGAACUCUAAUGCUGAGCAGCAGCUCCAUCUACUGGACACAUUGUAGAACUAUAUAAGCACUCUUUUUAAACUGGUGGUUCACCUUUAAGAUAACUUUUAAUCUGGCCAAUUAUAAGCAACUUUUCAUUGAUCAUUUUUUUUAUAGUUUUUUUUUAAUUAUUUGCCUUUUUCUUCUUACUCUUU